Molecule: messenger RNA, 846 nt
Organism: Arachis duranensis
Lineage: Eukaryota; Viridiplantae; Streptophyta; Magnoliopsida; Fabales; Fabaceae
Exons: 1
Coding region: 1-846 (281 amino acids)
Source: RefSeq, a predicted model, not a curated record
AUGGCUAAAAAUUUUGAUGAUAUGUUUAAUGAGGCUUUUUAUGGCAAAAGAAGACGGCAAAAUAACACACUCAUAGAUAACUGGAUCGAUGAGUCUUUACUCAAAGAUUCAGAAGAAGAAGAUAUCAAUAGAAGCUCUAUCCCAACUCCUCGUAGACGGAUCAACAGAGAUCGAGAAGCAGGACAUGAUCACCUUUUUCAAGAUUACUUUGCAGAUGAACUGGUGUAUAUUGCUGACAUUUUCCGAUGGAUAUUUCGAAUGAGAAGACAUAUGAUCCUUCAGAUAGUAAACGCUCUCUCAAACGUCUAUCCGUAUUUCCAACAGAGGGUUGAUGCAACUGGAAGAAGAGGCUUGUCACCACUCCAAAAAUGUACCGUUGCGAUACGGAUGUUAGCAUAUGGCGUAGUAGCUGAUGCUGUUGAUGAUUAUGUGCGCAUAGGCGAGAACACUACAAUUGAAUGCUUGAAAAAAUUUGUUACAGGUGUCAUUUUGGUGUUCGAGGAAGAAUACUUGCGAAAAUCAAAUCCAAAUGACGUACGACGCCUGCUACAAAUGGCGGAGGGUCGUGGCUUUCCUGGCAUGUUGGGUAGCAUUGACUGCAUGUAUUGGCAAUGGAAAAAUUGUCUAAAGGCGUGGAAAGGUAUGUACAUGAGUGGUUAUCGUCGGGUUGCAACCAUAGUACUUGAGGUUGUAGCAUCUUCAGACCCUUGGAUAUGGCAUGCGUUCUUUGGGGUUUCUGAUUCAAAUAACGAUAUCAACGCGUUAGAUCGUUCUCCAGUGUUCGAUGAUAUUCUAAAUGACCGUGCUCCGGAGGUAAAUUAUACUAUUGUUCCGAGGGUUACCUGA